AUGGAGUUAAAAGGAGUACAGCCGACGAAUGGCACUGCAAAUGGAACCCCCAACGGAUCACCGGAAAAAACAGAUGCCGAGAAACAGACUGCGGAGCGUACAAAUUGGGGCAAUGGCCUGGAGUUUCUCAUGUCCUGCAUAUCGGUAUCCGUGGGAUUGGGCAAUGUCUGGAGGUUUCCAUUCACGGCCUAUGAGAAUGGAGGAGGUGCCUUUCUGAUACCCUACAUCAUAGUGCUGUUUUUGAUUGGUAAGCCCAUGUACUAUUUGGAGAUGAUCAUGGGGCAGUUUACGAGCCAGGGAACGGUGAAAAUCUGGUCGGUAGUGCCGAGUUUUGUGGGUGUGGGCUAUGGCCAGGCGUUUGGCACCAUCUGCAUUAUCUCGUACUACUCCUCGUUGCUGGCCCUAACCCUCUACUACCUCUUCGUGUCCUUCCAAUCGGAAUUACCGUGGUCCUAUUGUCGAGAUGAGUGGACCAACUGCGUGAACUCGAGACCUCAGGAGUAUGUGGAAAACCUGCUAACCGGCGUGUCCCUGGCCAAUGAAUCAGCCAGAAAUUUAAGCACUUUUGCGACCAAUACAACGCAGCUUCAAAGCAGCUCCGAGCUCUACUUCCUGAAUGUAGUGAUCAAGGAGAAGCUGGACAUAACGGACGGCGUUGGUGACCCCAGUUGGCAGUUGACCCUGGCCCUGUUUGUCUCCUGGGUGGUUAUCUUUCUGGUGAUCAUGCGUGGGGUCAAGAGUUCCGGCAAGGCGGCCUAUUUCCUGGCCCUUUUCCCGUACGUAGUGUUGUUCGUCCUUCUUAUCAGGGCGGUGACUUUGGAAGGUGCCCGCGAAGGCAUAAUCUUCUUUCUGGAGCCCCAGUGGGGGGAACUCUUGAACCCCACCGUUUGGAAGGAAGCGGUGGUGCAGUGCUUCUUCUCCCUGGCCGUUGGCUCUGGACCCAUCAUCAUGUUCGCCUCGUACAAUCGAUUCGAUCAUGGGAUCUACAGGGAUGCCAUGAUUGUAACCACACUCGACACGUUAACCAGUCUUCUGGGUGGAAUUACGAUAUUUGCGAUAUUGGGGAAUUUGGCGCAUAAUCUACAGAUUGAUAAUAUCCGUGAUGUGGUGCGAAGUGGCACGGGUUUGGCCUUCAUCUCGUAUCCGGAUGCCAUAUCAAAGUUCCAGGCGGUUCCGCAGCUCUUCUCAGUUCUCUUCUUCUUCAUGCUCUUCGUUCUGGGAAUCGGAUCCAUUGUGGCCCUGCAAAGCACCAUUGUGACCAUUAUUUGCGACCAGUUCAAGGGAUGGAAAUACUGGAAGGUGGCGCUGACCACCUCCGUGUGCGGUUUCCUAAUGGGCUUGGUCUACGUAACGCCGGGUGGUCAGUGGAUCCUCACUUUGGUGGACUUUUAUGGCGGUACCUAUGUGGUCUUUAUUCUGGCCAUUUUCGAACUGGCUGGAAUCGUGUGGGUUUAUGGUCUGCAAAACUUCUGCGAUGACAUCGAGUUCAUGUGCAAUCGUCGGGUUUCACUUUACUGGCGGAUGUGCUGGUCCUUCUUCACGCCGGUCAUGAUGAUAAUUAUAUUUAUAUACUCAAUGGCCACCAUCGAACCAAUUAAAUACAGCGAAAUUUAUUUCCCUGAAGCCGCCAAUGUUGCUGGCUGGCUGCUGUUUGCCAUCGGAGCUGCCCAAUUUCCACUAUGGGGUAUUUGGUACAUCUCGCGUCAUUCAGAAGGCACCAUUUGGAAGUCCUUUAAGGCCUCCCUGAAGCCCAGUGACCGAUGGGGUCCUGCGAAUCCAGAUACAAGACGUGAGUGGGUAAUCUUCAAGAACCAGAAGGCUGCCCAAAGAGCCGCCCAGAAGGAGUCGUCUAAACUCGGAUUCUUCUGGCGGAAAGUGACCAAUUUCUGCGGCAGCAACAAGUAAAAGCCGAUCUAUAGAACGGGGAGCAGAGGUGGGGAUAUCGUGGGGAUAUCAGAGAUUACGAUUAACCAUAACCACUUGUUAUUUAUACAUACAUAUACGCCAUUGUCAGCCUCUAUGAAGCCAUCACAAAUGCGAAGCAAUCCUUCGACCGAAUAUAUCGCAUCUAUCAAUUAAUAAAUACCUUUUUUUUGUUAUUCUAUGUAUGUACAAACUUAAUUUCUAAAUGUGAUAAUAUUGAGCAGAAAAAAAUAAAUUAUUGUUAUCAAAGAAA
Molecule: messenger RNA, 2176 nt
Organism: Drosophila suzukii
Lineage: Eukaryota; Metazoa; Arthropoda; Insecta; Diptera; Drosophilidae
Gene: NAAT1
Product: Nutrient Amino Acid Transporter 1
Biological process (GO): sodium ion transmembrane transport
Cellular component (GO): plasma membrane
Molecular function (GO): L-amino acid transmembrane transporter activity
Source: RefSeq, a predicted model, not a curated record